Molecule: messenger RNA, 732 nt
Organism: Amoebophrya sp. A25
Lineage: Eukaryota; Dinophyceae; Syndiniales; Amoebophryaceae
Source: the annotation of a GenBank genome assembly
UGGGAAGGGCUUCGCAAUCGAUAAGCAGAAGCCCGCGAAGGGGUCAGGCUUUUCAGACGGCGAAAUGUCUGAACAUGUCGCACAUUAUCGCGCGGCCUAAGAAGGUAAAGGGCUGGCGCCUCGAGAUGGCAGCAGAGAGGUGGAACGGGGAAGAAGGUUCUAGGCAAUCCGAUGCCUGGGCAGCGCUUACUCGCCCCGAAUGGCUUUCGUUUGGUGGUGGCGACGAAUGUCUGGGCUUUUUUGUCUACAUUCGGAAGGACAAAACCACCCACGACGCCAUUGGGAGGGGCGGACGCGGACACCAUGCACCGGCGAGGCUUGGUAAGGUGAGGCUGCGCGUGAAUAACGACGCAGAAGGUGGGCGCGUUACGAAGGGCCCCUUUCGGAGUUUUGUCUACCGGCUGGAGCACAAGGGCCGAACAGUAUUGCGCUUUGCUCUGCGGCCGGCGACGAUAGUGAUUUUCCAGAUCUGCCUAGUGAUAUUGAAUAAUUUUCGUUCGGUUUUUAGACUGAAGACUACCAGAAGACAGACCGACGGAAUUGAGUGCACAGUGAGACUGAUUUGAAAAGCGGACGAAUGAUUGUCAAGACUAGGUAGUUUGAAGAAAUAAUCCUAGAAAAAGACUUCUCUGAAGAACGAAUCUUAUAGAAAAAAUCCUGUAUGGCUUACUUUGCUUUUUUAUAAGAAUUGGUUCCAAAAAAUGAUGAUUAGACUGUAACAAGAUGGUGAGC